Myripristis murdjan (pinecone soldierfish) is the source of this 3742-nucleotide messenger RNA. It is a transcript of the gene ston2, whose product is annotated as stonin 2. The coding region runs from base 100 to 2280 and encodes 726 amino acids. The transcript has 6 exons. The record is from RefSeq and is a predicted model, not a curated record. NCBI's taxonomy places the organism in Eukaryota, Metazoa, Chordata, Actinopteri, Holocentriformes, Holocentridae. Gene Ontology annotation, biological process: endocytosis; regulation of endocytosis.
CCGGAAUAAUGCACACGUACACUUUACCAAUACACAGUCCCACCUCGCUGCUUGGCAUCUUUCGAGUCAUUCGUCCUCCCACAGGAUAAAGACAUAGACAUGGACUCCAUCGACUGGAGCUCCGGUCCUAAGCAGGCCAGUGGCCAGCCAGAGCCCAUCCCUGUCAGGCAGUUCACUACGUGGGUAACUUUCAAUGAAGACACUGAGCCCAUGGCAUCAAUCCAGCCCCCGGGACAACAAUCUCAUAUAAAACUGGACACUUUCAGCCAUUUCCAUGAUACCAACAGAAACCUAGUUGGCCUUUCCUCUUGGAGUCAGAGUGAACAACAAAAUGGUAGCUGUGAGCAUCAUCUCUUGGACUUCACAACAGGUUCUACGACAAGCAACUUUGAACCAGUUGUUUACAACAGCAACCCAUACACAAAGAAGAACCCAUUCUUUGAUGAGGAAUUAAAUGACAUCAAACCCUCCUCAUUUAACCCCUUCAGCUCUUAUUUUGAUCAUGGACAGGGAGUGACUUCAUGGGUCCAAGGUAAUAGCUGUCAUCAGGAGAGUUCUCCCUUCAGCUUGCUUACUCCCCAACUACAUGAUGCCCAAGUCAAGCAGGAGUCUGAUUUGCUCUUGUCCAAGCUCCAACAUUCUGAGGAGGGGGGUAAAAGAGAUGAGGCUGUGGAAGUCCAUGACAAUCCUCAGAAUAACAAACUGGACUUAGACCAGCUAAGGAACCUACAGAUCUCUGAUCCAGAUGACCCAGGGAGUUACUUGGACACAGUGGAUGAAGACAAGGUGGAAGAAGAGGAGGGAUUAGAGAUGUUGGAGAACCCCUACCAACCUAAUCACAUGACUGCUCAGGACGGCUGGCCAAUGCUCCUCCGCAUUCCAGAGAAAAAAAACAUCAUGUCAUCUCGUCAUUGGGGGCCCAUCUAUGUCCGGCUGUUUGAUGAGGGGCUUCUGCAACUUUUCUAUGAACGGGGGCUGGAAAAACCCUUCCGGACCAUUCGCCUGUAUCCUCACUAUGAAGUCUCUGAGCACAGGCUCCAAAGCUACAAGGACACUGGCAGGCUCCACACCAUCAGUAUGGAGCUUGUCCAAUACCGUGAGAAGCGACGUAUCCAACCGAAGUUGAUGGCACAACAGCCAGUUCGAGAGCAGCUGGUCAAGCUUGCCACUACAAGUUAUCAAGACUACCUGAGCUUCAGGUACUCAUUGGUUGAGCUGCUAAGGCGUUUGCCAUCUAACACUGCAGAGUCAGGUUCACCUGGGACAAUUUCACCAACAGGGGGCGGACACUUAGAGGAGGAAAUCCAGGUGGAGGUGAAGGAUGAAUUUUAUGGGACUGUUGCAGAGGGAGAUGGGAGGAUUUCGAAGCAGCUGGUGAUCACACAAGUCCAUGUGCUCGCUUUGUUCUCAGGAUUCCUGAGAUGCCAACUCGGACUGAAUGAUGUUCAAGUCAAAGGGAAAGAGGUGGUUUCCAGACAUGACAUUAUUCCUAACACCACCUCUCACUGGAUCCGACUCCACAACCCUGAACUGAAUGAGGAGCACGUAAACAAGCCGGACUUUCUCUCUUCUCGUACCAUUUCAUUCACCCCAACACCUUACCGACGCUUUGAGCUGUUGCGUUUCCGCACAACUUUUGCUGAGAAGACCCUGCCCUUCAUGGUUCGCACGGUUGCCUCCAUCAGUUGUGCAGAAGUCACCAUCCAGUCCUGGCUGCUGAUGUCGCAAGGCUUCUCAUCCAACCGGAAUGCAUUGAAUGUGAUCCCCUGUGAGAAUGUGAUGGUGCGGUAUCCCAUUCCUGAGAUCUGGGCAAAGAACUUCCACCAAGAAGGGACAAUGGGGGAGAAAUUACUAAAAGCCAGAUUUAAUAAGGGUGCAAGCUUUGGCACAACAAGCAUGUCUGGAUCGGAGCCAGCCCUGAGAGUAACACUGGGGACAGCAAAGUACGAACAAGCCUUUAAAGCUGUGGUUUGGAGGAUAAACCAUCUUCCAGACAAAAAUUCUGCAUUAAGUCAUCCACAUACCUUCUUCUGUCACUUGGAGCUGGGCUCAGACAGGGAGGUGCCGGAAUCAUUACAACGCCAUCUAGAGGUGGAGUUUGACAUGCCAGCAGCGUCAGCCUCAAAGGCCACUGUGCGAUCACUGUCCGUGGGUGAGAGGACAGAUAUCAAGAAGUGGAUCAACUACAAAUCGCACUACUUUUACCAGGUGCCCAUAGAGCAGAAGCGAGAUGGGAAAGGGGGCACUGCUGAGCAGCCUGGACAAUGUGCACAGCAGUGAAAACCACUGGACUGAUGUGCUGACCACCACUGGACAUCUGCUGUUUUUCUCAAGAGGAGGCAAAGCAGGGAAUAACACUUUUUGCACUUUUUGACCAUGGAUGGGAGGAUAUAUCUGGAGACAGCAUGGGGAAAAGCCUGGAGUUUAGUCACAGGUUUCUUGCUUGAUCUUUAUCUUUAGUUUGCUGAUGAAUGAACUGACUUAUCUUUUGGAUGGACAGAUGCCUUUUGUGUAUUUUGAUGAACUUCCUGGGUUAAAACUGGCCCAAAAAUGAACUGUACCUGCUGUAUGGCAAAGCAAAUUGAGACAAACCUUCCCAGGAGAAGAGAAACGUGCGAAUGUGCACUCUAUUUGGUGUGGUUAUAUGAACGACAGCUUUUAUAAGUCUUAUUCCAGUGUUCCUGUUCUUUUCAAGAGAAAGUGAUACGGGUGAAAUCCAAAGGCCUUUAGUCUUGAUGUGAUAGUUACUGACGGGGUGAGAUACUGACACCAACUGUGCUGAUAUUUUUGUCUUCAGCAAGUUUUAUAUCUAUGUUUUGUGCAUUUCAAUACACAGUGGUUGACAUCUAUAAUCAACAUACAGACAAAAAAAAAAAAAAAAAAAAAAAAAACUCUUUCAUGCUUUCAUGCUGAGAUCCUACGUGUUGGCUUUUGGCCAGGAGCUGUUACCAAAAAGUUGUAUGUACAGGAUUAUGUUGUAUAUCUCCUCUACUGGCUAGGGACGUUUGGCAGAGCUUCAGAAUAUUCCACAUUGUGAUAUCUUAAACAUGAAAAAAUAACAGGAUAUUUGUCUUGGUCACCCUGAAAUUUUUGAAUUGAUUAUUGUAAUUUCAAACAUGUACAAUUCCAGAGAAAUCUUUAUGGAAUCUCAAUUCCAAAAACAAAAAGGUAAAUUGCUAAAUUGUGAGGCGUAACUAACUCUUAAAUUUGAAUUUGAUAUUGUUGUUUUUUCUUGGUGGUUCAUAUCAGUGAGCUAAUCUCCAGUUACAUAUGAUAUUGUGCAAUUCCUCCAGUUAUGUUGAAAUCUCUCUUUCUAUGAAACCACAAUGAAAAUAGUUUAUUGAGACCCCUUGCAAAUUAAUGCAGGUCACACACAGACUACUGCAUAAUUGUUGUUAGAACAAAUCUCACAGUUUUUAAUUAUCAAGUCACAAAACAAUUCUAAAACUCAGCAAUUGUGGAAUAUUAUGUCACAAAUGUGAAAAAAGUCAGAAUUUGAGAUCUUAAGUCACGCUUGUCAGGAAAAAAACUCACGAUGCUGAGGUAUUACAUCACAAUUGAAUAAAUGUCAAAGUUCAGCCAUUUUUCCCAUGUUGAACAACAAGGCUUCCAUAAGCACUGCAUACAUGUUAAAACAAACAUCUCACAAUUUUACACUGAUUUUUAAUUUUUUAAUUUUUUUUAUUUUGAACUUUUAUAUCACAAUCCCAUAACUGUGAGAUAUUAAGUCACAACUGUGAGG